This is a messenger RNA of Penicillium longicatenatum, 1389 nucleotides long. RefSeq lists its product as uncharacterized. The transcript has 3 exons. NCBI's taxonomy places the organism in Eukaryota, Fungi, Ascomycota, Eurotiomycetes, Eurotiales, Aspergillaceae. The coding region runs from base 1 to 1389 and encodes 462 amino acids. The record is from RefSeq and is a predicted model, not a curated record.
AUGCCCACGGAAACUUACUCGUUGGCAGAGGUACUGGCCGUCGCCAAAACGCACCCCUUCUAUAACCCGGAUGUGCAGUAUCCGGCAGAUGCCAAAGCGAUCCAGAGAAUUCGGGAGCUCGUUAACGAGCAACCGGCGCUCAAUCUCCAAGAUCAGCCAUUGCUUACUAAGAACAUACUGUACAAGACAAUCAAACGUCUAACACAUGAUGUGGACUCGCAAAAUACCUAUCGACAUAGUUCAUACACGAGCAUUACAGGUGGUGGCUCCGGGGGGAUCCCCAUGAUGUUCGCGGUAGACGUGCAUGAAAAUCGUCGUCAGAGAGCUCAAAUGGGCAAGUUUCUCAGAAGAUGCGGUGUAAUCGAGCCUCAUGAUUGGGUGCUGUCUACUCAGUUAGCCGGUGGCUUCUAUAGGGCCCUCGAUCUCACAACAGAACUCAUCGAAAAUGCGGGAGGCACUAUUCUGAGCGCUGGAAGCUAUAUGCUACCUGCGGAGGUUGCCCAAGCUCUAGCUGAUUAUCAUGUCAACGUUCUAUCUGGUGACAGCAGCCAGAUAAUUCGAGUGGUCAAUUAUAUCUCUACGAUGACACAACAAAAUCGCGAUCGCAUCAAUAUCAAUAAGAUAAUCUACACCUCCGAGCCGCUUACUGGUCCCCAGCGAGCAUUCAUCAAAAAGGUCCUUGGCGACGUGAAGAUCUUCUCUAUCUUAGGUAGCGCUGAGGUGGGUCCUUGGGCGAUCAGUAUCCCCGAUCUGAUGAAGGAUCAAGAUCCUACCAGUACCACCGACUUUAUCUUUGAUACUCGCAAUGUGCUGGUUGAGAUUUUCCCUUCUUCAGCCUUGCAGGAUACAUCUUUGCCUAGUCUAGAUCCAAUUCUUGAUCCGCUGCCACAGGGAGAGUCGGGUCUUAUUGUCCAGACAUCCCUUCAACGGCUACGCAAUCCGGUCGUACGCUAUAUAGCCGGUGACAUUGGUUCUGUACAUCCAAUCCCGGAUGUAGCCUAUGGUAUGAUCCCUGAAGCCGAAUACCUGCGUGUACUGCGCAUGCAAGGACGCGACCGUCGCUUCAGUUUUAAGUGGUUCGGUAACUACUUUGAGUUCGAGAAGAUUGAUUCCUUCAUGCAGGUCAAAGAACAUGGCAUACUUCAAUGGCAAAUUAUCCUAGGCCAAUUACAGACCUCGCCACAGGUGACUCUAGAAAUGCGAUUGUUCAGAUCCUCGCAGGAAGAGUAUCUCUCCGAUCAGGCUCUUAUCCAGGGUCUGAUGUCUUUCUUUACUGUAUUUCCUGAGAACGAACAUCUGUUUCGAGUCGUGUUUCUCGAGGACCUUGGGGGAUUUGAAAGAAGUGCUACUGCGGAAAAGAUUAUUAAAUUCGUGGAUCGUUGCCAUUAA